GCAGUCCUCCAACACCAGAUCAUUGCCGAACUCUUCGACCACAGACUCCACUUGGCCCCAGUCGUCAAGGCCAGGGCCGCCCUCGACGUAGGCACGGGGCCAGGGCUAUGGGCAUUAAAGAACCCAAACUGUGCCGUGAUGGGCGUCGAUAUUGAGAAAGUGCGCCCUCCAUAUAACGUGUCCAACUGCCAGUUCAAGGUUAUGGACAUAACUACCGACUGGAACAUCGGCAGACAGUUCGACUUCAUCCAUGUCCGUAUGCUGGGCGAUAUCGUGGAAAAGGAAAAGUUCGUCGACUCCAUCUAUCGUCACCUGAACCCUGGAGGCUGGGUCGAGUUCAGCGAAUGGAUCGCGAUCCUCGUAUCCCCAGAUCACUCACUAGAGGGGACAGCAUUUCACAAGUGGAACAUGCUUCUUCAACAGGGUCUUCAUAAUAUGGGCCGUUCCAUGCACUACGUCUCUCAAUAUCAGCCCAUUUUGGAGAAGUCAGGGUUUGAGAGGAUGAAGUUGACAAAGCACGCUGCGCCUACGAACGCGUGCUAUCCGGGCAAGAAGUGUCAGCGGUUCGGCACCAUGAUGUCCAACAACUGGAAUGCCAUUAUCGAGCCGCUAAGUGUCCCUGUUUUUACUAUUGGCCUAGGCUGGUCCGAGGCCCAGGUUCUUGCAUUGGUUAAGAAGGUCCGCAAGGAGAUUGACGAUACGAAUUAUCAUUCGUUCAUGACGCUGUAA
This is a messenger RNA of Colletotrichum acutatum, 729 nucleotides long. Its product is annotated as TAM domain methyltransferase. The record is from RefSeq and is a predicted model, not a curated record. Lineage: Eukaryota; Fungi; Ascomycota; Sordariomycetes; Glomerellales; Glomerellaceae. The transcript is spliced from 2 exons. The annotation marks the transcript as partial.